GUAUGGGGUACCCGGGACGACCACAUGCAAGUCUGAUUCGACAUUCCCGCGUGCUAAGCACCUCACUAUCCUCUCUUACUGGAGGAAGUUUUUACGUCGUAAAAAGAGACUGGGAAAUUCCGUAACGAUUCUUCCCCCAGGAGAAAAAGAUCCAAGGGCGGACAAUCAAGUAGUAAUAAUCAGCGGCGGGAAAGAGAAAAAAAACUACCUAGGACUACUAGGCGGAUUAGAAGUCCCCGUUGCCUUUUUUCGAGAGUAGUCGUGUCCGUCCCAUCUCCUCGGACACGAUGGGACAACUCGGGCUGUGAUUUUUAAGUAUGGCUCCUCUUCUUCCUCUUCAUCUUCUUAAGCUGCUAUGCGUGGGCUUGUGGUGGUGGCCGCUCCUAUGCCUCGCGGCCAUCCCGACUAAUAUCUCGCGAGGCGAUGGGGCGGGGUCGAUAUACGGGCCAGCGAGCGGAGAUGACGAUCGUAGCGCGGAGGGUGAGGGUGGAAGCGGAAGGCAUAUCAGGGCCGCCCUGCAGUCUCGGAAAGUCGCAAAUGUCACUAUCAGCCCCGUCUCUCCCUAUAAUGAGACGGGAGUGGUAAGCCGGUCGUCGCCGCGGGAGCCGCUAGCGAGGUACGGGGAGGGGAUCGUAUAUAUGCUAGAGCUUGCCAUCGGAACACCCGGGCAGGUGGUCUCGGCUAUCCUCGACACGGGAUCGUACACGCUGCUCCUGGAUCCAACCUGUGAUCGAGCGGCGGACCCAACCGCUUGUCGAACGUACGGCUAUUAUGACACCUCGCAGUCUUCCACCGCGCAGAGUCUAGAUGGAUGGUUUGCUGGGAAAUUCGGCACUGGUUAUAUGCAAGGGGUAUGGUACAGCGACACGGCGUAUGUGGGGAUGGAUAACUUACCCCUUCCAAGUUUAAGGGUUGGCGUGAGCAAGUUGAGCGAGUAUGUUUGGGCGGGUGUAUUGGGCGUUUCGUAUGGCAACGCGUGGAAUACAGGAUAUAAAACCUUGCUAGACCUUUUAGUGGCGCAAGGCUACAUCGAAGUACCGAUAUUCAGUUUAGGGGUUGGCUAUCAAGGCGGUGGUAGUCCAAGAAUAACUCCUCCGGGGCAGAAUGAAACGGUGCUGACGGAGAGCAAAUUCGAACGCAAUGUGCUAAUCGACUCGGGAUCCACGUAUACCUAUCUCAGUGCAGACAUGGUAGCCGCAAUAGCAAAGGCCUUGUAUGCGUAUCUGGAUCCCCAUGGUGUAUGGAUUGUACCAUGCGAAAGCCGGAACCUAGAUGGUUCCGUGAACUUCGGGUUCAACUUCUACAACAUCGUGAUUCGGGUCAACUAUGCCGACUUCAUCGUGGAUUUCGAUAGCUACUGCGCCCUUGGAGUGCAGAUUACCGAUGAUAAAGACUCGACUUGGGUUCUUGGGACGAGUUUCAUUCGAGCUGCGUACCUCGUGUUUGAUCAGCAGAAUGAUGCUGUAUGGAUCGCACAAUAUUUUCCGUGCGGCGAAAGUGUAACCGAUCUCACUACAGAUGCUGGUAGACAACUGUGGUUAGAAGUCACAGGUCUUUGUUAA
Hypoxylon fragiforme is the source of this 1562-nucleotide messenger RNA. RefSeq names its product acid protease. The coding region runs from base 318 to 1562 and encodes 414 amino acids. Gene Ontology annotation, biological process: proteolysis. The transcript is spliced from 5 exons. NCBI's taxonomy places the organism in Eukaryota, Fungi, Ascomycota, Sordariomycetes, Xylariales, Hypoxylaceae. Gene Ontology annotation, molecular function: aspartic-type endopeptidase activity. The record is from RefSeq and is a predicted model, not a curated record.